CCGCCGCCCCUCCCCCGCCGCGCGCCGGGCGGCGACCGUUAGGGGCGGCGACCGUUAGGGGCGGGCUGGGCGCGCGGCGCCCCUGGGCCCCGUCGUCCCCGUCGCCCCAUGAGCCCGGCGCGGCCGCCCCGCCGCUCGCAGCGCCUCCUGGCCCCGCUCCGGCUGCGGCUCCUACUGCUGCUGCUGGCCGAGGCGGCCGGCGGCAGCGGGGAGGCGCCACCCGCAGAUGGAAACUGUAGCCUUUUGGAGGAAAGAGAUGUCAUCCAGGAACUGGAUGAAAACUGUUACUGUUAUGUGCAAAACAGAACCAUGCGCUUACAAUACGUUUGGUCAACUGUUCAGAUAAAAGUUAACAGCACAGAAACGUUCAAGUUUGUGCCUAUUUCAGACAAAAGCAACUGUCGUAAUUCAGAAACUGUUUUUGAGUUUGCUGCGUGUGCUGUUCGAAUAUUCUGGCAAUCAGAGACAUCUACAGAAACUUUCAUAAACUUAAAACAAUAUGGAGAGGAUAUUUGUUUCAAAAUACAGCCCUUCAAGAAAGAACCAUACAUUGUGAGUGUAAAACAAAAAAUGCUAGAUGGAAAGAUCUUGUUUUUGUUUGUAGCUGGAAUUUUUCUGUUCCAUUUUGCAAACACUCUUAGCAGAAGCCCCAGGUUCUUUUACCUUUCUGGAAUAGUACUGGGUGUUCUUGCUCUGCUAGUCUUUCUCCUGUUGACGCUUAAAAGAUUUGUUCCAAGGCACAGUACCUUUUGGAUUUUAAUGAGUGGCUGCUGGAUGUCCUCACUGUAUUUCAUUUACUGUUUUAAAGAGAAUAUGCAGUGGUUGUGGUCUGAACACAGGAACUAUCUGUUGGGGUAUUUUUUGGCUGUUGGAAUUACAAGCUUUGCCACUUGCUAUCAGCAUGGACCACUUACUAGUGAACUGAGCAUAACCUUCUUCACAUGGACACUACAAUUAAUAGCCUUUGCCUUGAUUUAUUGUGGAGUCACCAUACCUCAAGUUGCAUAUACAGUAAUAGCAGUCAGCCUCUGUUCAAAAGGCCUGUGUUAUCCCCUUGGUGCUGCUUGUCACAUAGGCAGAAAAAUGAAGAACUACUUUAAAUCAAAAGAGUUAGUGAUUAGAUGCCUUACUGAAGAAGAAUACAGAGAACAAGGUGAAACAGAAACUGUCAGAGCUCUGGAGGAGCUACGCUCAUUCUGCAGGAACCCUGACUUCCCAUCAUGGCUAGCAGUAUCCAAACUCCAGUCCCCCCAUAGGUUUGCAGGUUUUGUUCUGGGAUCUCCCCAUGUCUCACCUGCAGAAACAAAGGCACAUGAUGAGGAAUACGGCAUUGGAAGCGUCUUCCUAGAGCAGCAGCUCUUUGACACAAGGGCAGAAUCAGAGCAGGGUGAACCAGCCAACUCCAUCUAUGGAGAAGGAGAUGAUGAGGAUGAAGAUGAAAAUGAACAAAUUUCAUUUCCGUAUGGUACUGAGUUCUCCUGAGCUUUGGAAAAUACCCUAAAAAACAGACAUUCUUCCUAGAAAGGAAGGGUACAGACUGAGAACUCACUCUUGGUGAUUUCUUAUGGAUGCCAGGGAACAAGCAAGCAUCUUUGAAAGAUUGUUUCUUGUAUCACUGAUGUGCCUGAUUAGAGCAACAGAAGAAAGUCAUAUAGGCUGUUCAAGUGAAAAGGAUUCUCAUGCUAUUAGUACUUUAGCUGUAGCAAUAAACAUUGCUUAUUUCCAAAGCAAGUACUGGCAGCAGCCUGUCCCAGUACCAUGCUUUGUUUACCCAAGGACACUACCUCUAGAAAAGAGAGACUCCGUUUCGGUCCUUUUCAUUGUCAAGUCCUCUGUACUGAGCACUAGAAGGAGGGGAAGUCAUUAUUAAUGCUCUACUUUUACUAAGGGCCCUACAUGUUAACAAAUUGAAUAAUGCUGAUACUAUGCUGAUAAGCCAGUUCUAUCAUUCAUGCAACUUUUAGUGCUAAAGAUCCACAGAGAGUUAACACAGCUGAACGCGCUUUGUUUGCUCUUCUGGCUAGGCUUGCUCUUUGUUAGCUUCAUUUUGCCCCCCACAUGAAUUUUAAGCUCCUCUUUGGAACCCUACCUGACUUUUCAUCCCCCUGCUUGUAUUGCUCUGUUCUUCAUCUCUGUUCUAGUUAUGCUGUACUUUGUUCUUUUUACAUUUUGCAUUUUUAUUUCUUUUGUUCUUUUUGCAUUUUGCAUUUUUAUUUCUUCACACAUUUCUUCCCUCUUUCACAGGUACCCUCUACUGCAUCUUUCUUCAGUCUUCUAUAAUUGCUUUCAAUUUCUGUGUCACCUUACCUCAGAAGGGUACUGCCCUCCAUUCCAGCCCUCUGAACAGCCCAGGAAAGGUAGCAAAGCCUGAGGAUGUUUCAGCUGUUUGGAGGAAUUGCUGUCAGUGAGGCCAGAGUGAUGCUAUCGCUAUGUAAGUGGGAAUGACCCACAUAUAGCCCCGCUAUGCUCAGAGUAUUCAGUGGUUAGUUCAUUCAAUAAACAGAGGGGGAAAAAAAAAACAUCCCUGGCAAAACAAGGAGGGAGAAAUACCUGACUCUUCCCUCCUCUCCUUAGCCCCUUCUUCGGGACUUACAACAGGAGGUGCUUGUGAGAAGAAUAAAGAGAAUGGGGAGAGAACCUUAGACAGUCAUGUAUCUUACAGCUUAUGUAUUAUCCAAUACUAGGCUAGGGGAUAUAUCAUCUCCCCUCAGUUCAUCUGUCUGCAGGGCUCAGUUUCUUCUUUUGUUCUUCAGGCUUUCCCUGUAUUCUUCUGUCCUCACCCUUGCUGGUUUUCUUUUAUUGUCUCCAAACUUCAGAGAGCAAGAGACAUUAAUUUUCUCUUGUAAGCCCUCCAGGAAUUGCCAGUGGUGGGAAGCAGUUUGCUCUCCAGAAGGGCAUUUCAGACCAAAAUGCAUCUUCUUUGAAAGGAAUACCUUUUCUUUGUAGCACACCUACUGAUGCAGCAUCACUGCCGUGGUGCAUGGCUAACUGUGGUUUCUCAUGUGCAUCUCUGGACAAGAGAUAAGAUCUGUUACCUCCAGUAAAAGCUCUAAAAACUACCACCAUACCACACUCCAAGAGCUCCUCUCUACACAACGUGACUCAGAUUGAAUGCUUAUAAGCAUCACUUAGAUCAUUCUUCCUCUUUUAUAUCAUUUUGAGGUAGCUUUACUUUAAAAGAACUUUUCAUUCUAUAGUGAAGAGAAGCUUAACACCUUUUUGUGCCAUACAUUUAGAAAUAUAUAUGCAAAGUCUAAAGUAUAUUUAGGGGAGAGAGGCCCUGUCAAGCUGGUGAUCAAAAAUAUGUUCACUUGUAAGUCAGUAAUAUUCAAAAAUAGAUAGAAUGAGAGAGUUCUACUCAGCAAGGCCAUUGGCAGCAAGAGACACCCCAGUCACCUCCAAGAGAGGCUGCUACCAAAUUCACAGUUAAAUUGCCACCCAUAUUCCACCAGUCGGGUUUGACUGGGUAGGUUCUUUUACUGGCAAGAAGUUACAAGUAUCAGCUGUUGUGAAAAUGGAGGGAAGCCCCAUUACCUUUGAUGGUUUGACAGAAGGACAGAAACUCCCCCACUGGAACGAUGAUCUUAUUUCAUCUUUGCCUGUGUUGCCCCUGUGAAAAUGAAAUACUCAAAAACUAUUACAAAAUGAAUCAGAAAGGGAUUAUUGCAGAGAUGUCUUAAUUUUAAAUCUGUUUCUUGCACGUUUUAACGUAAGCAAAUUUUUCCAGUGUACUUAACUAGCUAAGAACUGCUGAUCACGAGAUUCGAGGCCCAGGGGGAGCAUCAGAUUUUGUCCUAGCUUAAACCCACACAAUCUCUCUGGACUUCCUCUUUUUGCUGAGUUAGUGAUGAUUGUCCUUCCAUAGAUAUAUAGUAUGUAUUUAUAUACAAUAGGUAAAAUAUUAUCUUAAUGUAUUAUUUGGUUAUGUAAUAUGUUAAAUGGAAAAGCCCAAACAAAACAGGCAAUUUUUAAGACUCUUUUCCUUUUGCUAAUGUUUUUUUAGAAAAAUAUCAGAUACUCCCACUCCAAAGUGGAAAAAACAACCCAAGUUUUACCUAGUUACAAAGCCUGUAAUUUACCAGGGAUGGGUAAAUGCUAGCCAAAGUACAGCAACUACUAAGCACAUCCAAAAGAAGUAUAGCAACAUAUUGAGAAAGAUAACUAAUUUAGUGGAUAGCUAAGAAUGCUGAUCCCGACCUUAAAAAUCCUCCCACGUUUGUUUCAACAUUUGAAGCGUUUCAUAAACAAAACCCACCAAAACUGAGUGCUGUCAUUUGAGGCCUUUACUAACAGCAAGUUUACUUGCACAGUGCUCCUAUGAUAUAUGGAGAUUACACAGGUUUACUGAAACACAAUUAUUAAGUACUGUGUAGUGUUCAUUCAGAACAUGUGGGAACAGAAUCUAGAUGUUAAUCCAGUGCCUUAUCCAUUAGAGAAGCAUUUCUUCCUUAAUGAAGGAUGAGUUACAUUUAUCUUCUGUUUCACAGUGUUAAAAAAAAGUUAGAAUUGCAUAUUUAUUUUGCAUUCAUGGUGCAACAUACUUGAUGUACUGUCUUUUGCAUUCAAGAUUUUUAAAUAAAAGUAUUUUUUCAACUGUG
Messenger RNA from Dromaius novaehollandiae (emu), 4598 nucleotides. It is a transcript of the gene NEMP2, whose product is annotated as nuclear envelope integral membrane protein 2. Gene Ontology annotation, cellular component: nuclear envelope. Bases 109 to 1482 code for a protein of 457 amino acids. NCBI's taxonomy places the organism in Eukaryota, Metazoa, Chordata, Aves, Casuariiformes, Dromaiidae. The transcript has 9 exons. The record is from RefSeq and is a predicted model, not a curated record.